This is a messenger RNA of Ahaetulla prasina, 3008 nucleotides long. RefSeq names its product sirtuin 3 (gene SIRT3). The transcript is spliced from 9 exons. The record is from RefSeq and is a predicted model, not a curated record. The coding region runs from base 244 to 1434 and encodes 396 amino acids. Gene Ontology annotation, molecular function: NAD+ binding. NCBI's taxonomy places the organism in Eukaryota, Metazoa, Chordata, Lepidosauria, Squamata, Colubridae.
CCCCCCUUGGUCUCUGUGCUAAGCUCUCUGAAUGGUUGCUUGGGUCUGUUCUUCUGAGCUUGCCUUUGUUGCUCGGCCGCCCUCUGCCGGUCAGGUUGCGAAGUGACAAGAAGGCAUAGUUGGUUACCCUGGUGGGAACGCGUCGUCGUUUUAUUCCUUUCUGUCGCGUGCCGUGUCGCAAGGAUAGCAAGACGUAUUACGAUUCAUUAUUGUUGCUGCCUAGGACUAGGCCACUGAAGGGAAAUGAACUGGAGGUUGCAUUUCAGAGUCUCUGCAGGGAAAACUGUGCUUCAGACUUCCAGUUUACAGAGAUUAAUUGGAUGUAAGUCUCUGGAUCUCUGGAUGUAUGCCCAGCGUCAGCAUUUUAGAAAUUCUUCCAGUCUGACAGCCAGCAAAAAUCUUCCCUUAAUUCCAUUAAGAUCUGCCCUCUGCUUUCCUCAUGGAAAACAUUUGCUGCAGAAGACUUCAGAAAGUAGCUUAAAAAAUGCAACAGUCUUGUCUGGGAUAAGGACCCAGGGAGUAAGGUUCUUCUCCCUAUCCACACUCUCAAGCGUGUUUUUUGGAAUUGGCCAAGGAGGAAAUAAUGGUGGAAAUAAGAAGCUCAGCCUUAGAGAUGUGAUGGAACGCAUCCGGAAGAAAGAAUGCUGUAGGAUAGUAGUGAUGGCUGGAGCAGGACUCAGUACCCCGAGUGGGAUUCCAGAUUUCAGGUCUCCUGGGAGUGGACUAUACAGUAACCUUCAGCAGUAUAAUAUUCCAUACCCUGAAGCCAUAUUUGAACUUAGCUACUUUUUCCAGAAUCCCAAGCCUUUCUUCAGGUUAGCUAAGGAGUUGUACCCUGGCAAUUACAGACCAAACUAUGCUCAUUAUUUUCUUCGACUUCUGUUUGACAAAGGGCUCCUUCUGCGCCUCUACACACAAAAUAUUGAUGGGCUGGAGAGAGUUGCUGGGAUUCCUCCAGAUAAACUAGUUGAAGCUCAUGGCACAUUUGCUUCUGCUACAUGUACUGUCUGUCGAAGAACAUAUUCAGGAGAAGAUUUCAGGGGGGAUGUGAUGACUGACAAAAUUCCCAAAUGCCCUGUUUGCACUGGAGUGGUCAAGCCUGAUAUUAUAUUCUUUGGAGAAGAGCUCCCUCACCGGUUCUUCUUGCAUUUGACAGACUUUCCUAUGGCAGACCUGCUUUUUAUCGUUGGAACCUCCCUUGAGGUGGAGCCCUUUGCUAGUCUGGCAGGAGCUGUCCGUGGUUCUGUGCCCCGUGUUCUGAUCAAUCGAGACCUGGUGGGGCCAUUUGUGGUCCAGUCACAGCACAAUGAUGUAGCUGAACUGGGAGAUGUAAUCAGUGGAGUGGAAAAAGUGGUAGAACUGUUAGGCUGGAAAGAGGAGUUACAGGAACUAAUAAAAAAGGAAAAAGAAAAGCUGGAUAUAAAGGAGAAAUAGAAGUGUAUUCUCUACUUUUGAGAAGAUUUCACUCCUCAAAAAGUAACAUAUGCCUCAACCAAAGUUUAUAGUGAUAAAUUCACAGAUUGGGGUGAAACGAUGGAGUAUUUUGUUCACCUAGUAGGUAACGGUAAGAACUAUCUGGAGAUAGUAAUUUAACUCCUUGGACAUUUUUGAGGCCUCAGAGCAGGGCUUGUUCUCAAGCCUCUUUAGGAAAUGAAAAUAAUUUGAUGAAGACUAAACCUUUGAUCCCAGUGACCAACCCAGAUUGGAUCCUGCAAAUAAUUUGAAUUUAAUUUUCUAUGAAGACAAACUGUAAACAUUUUCAAUGUAACUGCUACCUCCCUUUUAGAAGGCAUUAAUUCCCCCCCCCUUUUUUUUUUUACCUUUUUCACUUGGAUUAUUUCUGAGUCAUUUAAAAAGUAUCACAGAUCUGGGGUGUUUUAGUCAGAGCCUCAACAAGAGUAUUAUUUCAUUCAUUCUGAAUCCACAAUUUUCUGACGACUUGGAAGAAAUCAAUAUUGGGAGUGCAGUUUUUAUCAAAAAGUGAAUUCCAAUUUUAUUUAUUUAUCAACAUGUAAAGAAAAAGUUCUUAAAAUAAUGUGUAUAUUAAUUCUCAGAUAAUCACUUAUGUAACUUGAAAAGAUAACUUGUUUAUGCAUCAACAUUUCUAGUAAGAACUAGCAUAUACAGGAAUCCUUUACUGCUGCUGGAUGAAUGUGUAGCAUUUGCAACUACAGUUAAAUUUAAAGCAAAAUAAAAUCUAUUUUAACAAUAACUCAGUAUUUCUUUUGACUAAUUAAAGCUUUUAUUCUCUGACCUUGAUUUUAUUUAAUACUUAUAUUUCAAAUACUUUGGUUUCAUCAAUCCAUCAAACCAUUCAACCAUUGGUUGAAUCCAUUCAGCAGAUUCAACAUCAGUUAACUAGUUUCCUGUAUGUUAUCCUCUUAAAAGAGAUGGUGGUGUGCCUUUAAGAAUUUUUUGUUUCAUUUUAUAGUAGUCAUUACCAUAAGUGAAGAGCUCUUCAGAAAUUUGUUGAUAAGACUACAACUCUCAACAGCUUUAGCCAAAAUAGGCUAAGGUAAAAAAAAAUGCUUUGAAAUGUAAUCCAGCAAAAUCCGAGGAAAGUCACAAAAUCCCCUUUCCUGCCUCAUGUUAUCUUCAUAAACUGUGACAAAUUCUCUUCUAAUCCAAAUUAGCAGUGGCUGAAAGAUCAAUAAGCCAGGUUAGAUCUUCCAAACAAACUAUCACUACAGAUUGAGCAUAUACCAUAUUUUUUGGAGUAUAAAAUGCACUCCCCCCCCACCAAAAAUAGUGGGUGGAAAUGUCUGCAUCUUAUAGAGCGAAUACGGGCCUGUUUUUGGCCUCCCAAACCCUCCGCAUGUCCUGUUUUUGCCCUCCCUGGCAUCCAGAGGCACUCUGCAGACCAAAAAUGGGACGUGCGGAGGCAAAAAACUAUUUUUUGUUCUUGGUUUCAUCCUCUAAACCUAGGUGUGUCUUAUGGUCCAGUGCAUCUUAUAGUCUGAAAAAUACAGAUAAUUAAUGAAAUUGAUAUUUUGUUCUUCCCUUAUCAA